GUCGACCGUUCAGAUAGUCACAGUUCAGACAGCCAAAACCAAGCUGCUUCGAUAAACCCGGUUCCGAACAGUGAACUCGAGCGUGUAAACGAGUGUGUAUAGUGCUGCGAAAAAGGAAGUUUUUUUGUUGUUGCAGUUCACUAGACUGUGUACAUCAUCAAGGACACGAUGAAGUUGUUUGUGCUUUUGGGCGCACUGUGCGUGUGCGGUACGAUGGCGGCCCCAGCGUCGGACGUUGAAUUGCGUAAGUUUGCUCCCACCUACAUGGAGAUCUGCUAUCGUGACAGUCCCGAUCUUAGCAACUGUAUCAAAAACAGCAUCCAGCGUAUGCUUCCGGAAAUGCAUGCUGGUAUUGAAGCGCUUGACUUCCCCUCGCUAGAUCCGUACAAGACCCAGAGCACCUACAUCGACUACAAACGCAACCAAAUGUCGGCAUCGCUGCAUGUCAAGAAUGCCAAAACGUUCGGCAUGAGCAAGGCACGGAUUCUGGGUGUACGAGCGACGGCCACGGACAAGUCAAUGAACAUUGAAGUCGAUGUACACUUCCCGGAGAUCGUCAUGGAGGGUUACUUCAAGGGUGAAGGACGCUUCAACAGUAUUAAGCUGGCUUCUAAGGGCUACUUUAACAACACCAUGACUGACGUUACGACUACCUGGUCGAUGGCGGGACGCGUGAAGGAACGUGACGGCGAGGAAUAUCUGCAGAUCGAGAGCUUUGACAUGGCACCUGAGGUGGCUAACAUGAAGAUCUACGCUACGGGACUUUUCCCCGAUCCGGAAUUGAACCAAGUUGCCCUGGAGUUUGUCAACCAGUACUGGCCAAUGUUCUACAAGGAGUUGCUGCCCAGCUCUCGGCAGGUUUGGGAACCGGUAAUGGUUGAGCUGGUGAACAAAAUAUUCCUAAGUGUUCCGUACCGACGACUUCUGCCGAAGCAGCAGGAAUAAGCUAACGGCUCACGUACGAUUGUGGUACAAUCUUUUGUUUAGGGUUUUUCAUUGUAAGCAAGCAGGUUAAUUUGUUGUAAUAAACGAACUUCACGUCACUCUUUCUGGGAGGUAAAAGUA
This is a messenger RNA of Anopheles funestus (African malaria mosquito), 1065 nucleotides long. RefSeq lists its product as uncharacterized. NCBI's taxonomy places the organism in Eukaryota, Metazoa, Arthropoda, Insecta, Diptera, Culicidae. The transcript is spliced from 5 exons. The coding region runs from base 169 to 945 and encodes 258 amino acids. The record is from RefSeq and is a predicted model, not a curated record.